Molecule: messenger RNA, 2397 nt
Organism: Fonsecaea monophora
Lineage: Eukaryota; Fungi; Ascomycota; Eurotiomycetes; Chaetothyriales; Herpotrichiellaceae
Exons: 4
Coding region: 1-2397 (798 amino acids)
Biological process (GO): DNA-templated transcription
Molecular function (GO): zinc ion binding; DNA binding
Source: RefSeq, a predicted model, not a curated record
AUGCCAUUGUCUCCACCAAGGCCUCAAUGCUUGUUGGCUUUCACUGCAGGAGACUCGGGGACGGCAUACACCGGCAGCGUCUAUGACCACUCUUUCGACAACAGUCUCGCGGGCCUGGAUGGGACACGGGCAGAUGAAGAACACAGUCCGAAUUUCAACAGAAUAUUCAACUGGUUCACGCAGCAUAGCGGGCUCGAUUUCCUCUCAUGUUCUCGAGACACCGGACUCAAGGACGUGGUCCAGGCUAUCCAUGCGUGCCAACAUCGUCUCUCCGAUCGCUCGCGCGCCACGCAUCUCGUGCCAGAGCUAUCCCAGCGGCCGCACGCGGCUUCGAACGACUUGUCUCUGCUUGCAUCGGCGCCAAUCGAGUUGCCAAAGUCUUGGAACGAGUCCUUGCCGUCGUUACCAAGGGUUAACAAGCUCUUCUCACAGUCCCCCAUGCUGGAUCGGCUUUGCCCCUCCGACGUAAGAUUCUUGGAAGAUAACGGCUGUUUUCAGGUUCCACCAAAUCCCGUGCUCGACAUCUUCUUGAGAGAGUACUUCUUAUACAUUCAACCCAUGUUACCGGUUCUGCAUGAGCGCGACUUCUGCGAAGCCUUCAUUGACAUCGAUGGCGACAAGACCGUCCCCAAUCCUCCGUCUUUGUUUGUGUUCCAAGCCGUGCUGGCGGCGAGUUCAAUGGUAAGACCUGUAGAUGCCUGUGGGGUCCUUCUCGGACCACGGACAAUGCACAAAUUCGAACUGACUCGUCGUGCUCGUCAACAGUUUGUCCCUCUAGGCACAUUAAGUGCCUGCGGAUUUCGAGACCAUCAAGCUGCACGCCAGUCUCUGUGUCGCCGAGCUUAUCUCCUCUAUGAUUUGGGGUGGGAAGACGACCCGAUCACCAUUACGCAGGGGGCUCUGAUCCUAUCCCUCAUUAGCUCCAACAACGAUAUGGCCAAAGGAAACAGCUUCUGGCUCAUGACGGCCGUGCGGUACGCCACGGCAGCUCGACCGAGUCCCGGCAAUACCCACAACACCGCAGGGCAGGAUCUCUGGACGAGGCUAUGGUGGUGCUGUAUCAUUCGGGACCGACUGAUCUCAUUAGGAUCAAGGCGACCACUCCAUGUCACCUUGGACACGUUCAACCCAGUGCGGCUGCCUGCGUUGACCCUCGCCGACCUGGAGAGCGAUCGCGACGGGUCAUUGGUGUAUGAUCAAACCACGCAAAAACAUCUGGCGCGGUUCUUUCUACGCCAGCUUCAGCUUGCCAUCGCCCUAUCAAAGCUGCUGACCCUCAUUUACCCGCCUGGUGACUCAGUGGUGCCGCAGAUAUCCUCGUUCAGUGACUACUCAGAGACUCUCCUCCGGAUAGAGCAGUGUAAGGAAGAUCUACGAGAAUGGUCAGAAUCCGCCCGCCUGCAAUCGUCGUUGAAGACUCCAUUGCACAUUUCUCUGAUACUAUUUGACCGGUUACUGAGCAUGUCGUUCCGCACCGCCGAGAUCGCUCUCUAUUCCACCGAAUUUCUUCUUUCUCAUUUUUAUCCGUCGUACGCGAACGUCUUGAUUGAGAUUAGGCUCCGUGUGGCGCGAGAAACAAUCUACGAGGGCAUCAUGUCUAUUUGUGAAGCCACCGGCGAUCUGUGCGCGCGCGGCUUGGAGACCAAAUUGGAUAUGCAAGGACCUGCAUACACGGCCCUCCCGCUCAAGGUCCUUGAAGUUGGUUUCCAGCUCGACACCGAAAGCUCCGAAUCAGUGACUCUACAUCAAUGUCUGCAGACACUUCAAACUGCUAUGAAAGUAUACAAGAGCAAGUGGGAUGGGAUCGAUCCUGUCUUCAAUCAUAUUGAGGUGCUAAUUCCAAUACCCUCGGCACCACCCGUCUAUGAAAGUACAACCGACCCUUCGCUGCCAGAAGCCCAUCAUUCGAUCAGUGCGGUCUCGAAUUCGUCGUUUAAGGACACUUGGUGUGAGUUCCUCAGGCAACACCGCGCUUUGUACCUGCAGGUCACCACGACUUUGAACUUUUGUAUCGCCCGCGGGGAACGGGUCGGACGUCAUGACUUGCCUGAGCAGCUUCGACCAGACUUCUUCACGCCUGCAUCGGCGGCGAUCAAAGCAACCAGAAUCGGGUCACCAAUUCUCCGGCUCCCCCAACUAGGGACUCUGGAUGAGGAUCCAUGGCCUGGCAUUCACAACAUGUUCCUCUAUCCUCCGAUUGGCCCGGGACCACGGGAAGAGAUAGAACAUUCGACUAUGGGUAGUAGAGUGAACCCUGGAGACCAGUUCAAUGGCGAAUCGGAUGCCUCCCCGGGACCCGCGAUAGAUUCCGUGUUCCCCAUGGAACUUCCGACUCUGGGUACACUGACUUCGUGGGAUGAAUUUCUCGAACACCAAGAUAACGAUGCAGAACUCUGA